GUCUGCUGGGUGGGGCGUUAUACGUUCCUCUAUUAAUUGCGCAAUGAGAUCCCCAUCUCCUUUCUCUAAUAUCUCUGGCUUAGCUAGCUAACUUUGUAAAGAGUGUGUGACAUCAUCAAGGAUUGGUUUCCAUUCCAUUUUAAUAAAACUAGAUAGUUAAUUUGUUACGGAAAAAACAGGACUCGUUUAAAAAAGUCUGUUCGUUUGGGAAUAUGCCGAAGAAUAAAGGUAAGGGUGGAAAGAAUCGGCGACGUGGUAAGAACGAGAAUGAAUCAGAAAAGAGAGAACUGGUAUUUAAAGAGGAUGGCCAAGAAUAUGCGCAGGUGAUAAAGAUGUUGGGUAAUGGACGACUGGAAGCUAUGUGUUUUGAUGGAGUCAAGCGACUAUGCCACAUCCGAGGAAAGCUACGGAAAAAGGUUUGGAUCAAUACUUCAGACAUCAUCCUUGUGGGACUUCGAGAUUACCAGGACCAAAAAGCCGAUGUUAUCCUUAAGUACAAUGCAGACGAGGCCAGGAGUUUGAAGGCCUAUGGGGAGCUUCCUGAACACGCUAAAAUCAAUGAGACUGACACAUUUGGACCUGGCGACGAUGAGGAUAUUCAGUUUGAUGACAUUGGCGAUGACGACGAGGACAUUGAUGAUAUCUGAAUCAGAACUAUUGUGUGCCAAGUCGUUUACGCAGAGGAAAGUGGACAUUUCUAUACUGGCAGAGGCAGUGCAACCUUGCCAACAACUCCCUGCUUCAAGUCAGUUGAGGCAGCUCAUUUCCCUUCUCUUGAGACUGCUUUAAGCCUGGAAUCUGUCACUGAGAACAUCACCACACCUACUUUAGUUCACACACUUCAUAUUUUUGUUUGUUGUAAUGUAUUUUUAUUCCAUCAUGUGGAAUAUACCCUCAAAUUACAGAACACCAGAGUUUACAAUAAAAACUUGAAUCAUUUUA
Molecule: messenger RNA, 942 nt
Organism: Salmo salar (Atlantic salmon)
Lineage: Eukaryota; Metazoa; Chordata; Actinopteri; Salmoniformes; Salmonidae
Product: eukaryotic translation initiation factor 1A, X-chromosomal
Biological process (GO): translational initiation
Molecular function (GO): RNA binding; translation initiation factor activity
Source: RefSeq, a predicted model, not a curated record